AUGGACAGAUCUGCUCCUUCCAACGAUGCGACGCCGGUGCGGCGCCCCGCUACACCGCUCCAACCCACCACCGCCGUUCGACUGCUGUCGACCGAGGUUGACCACACCGACACAGUCGCAACGCCGCACACACCCAAGCUGACACCGACACAUCUCAUCGCACCACCACCGCUCGCCCACCUGACCGACACAACGACGUCCCGCCAGCACCACAGCCCCUCGGCGAAAAUGCCGAGGCGCAUCGCGAAGGCGGUGGAGCGCAACGCUGCGGUCCCGGCCCUCGCGGUGGAGAGCCUCAAUAUCUCCAUCACCUCCGGCACCCCAUCCCCGCUGUCGGAGUGGUCGAAUAAAACACAGAAGCACCCGCGGCCGAGUGACACGCAGCUGCAGCAGAUGCGGAGACUCUUGUCGACCACGGCCGAUAGCGACGACUGCCCUCCUGAAGACGUCACUGGCUUGUCGACCCCAUUGCCCGAGCACUCUCAAGUUCGCGCCGUCGUCGUCUGUUCGCCGACAGCGUGCAGCGGCAGCGCCAAAGGAACGCCCAGCGGCGAUGAGACACUGCAACAAGAACACACCAGCGCCUCCACGCCCGUUCUCGGCGUCUCACACUCGUCGCGGGUAUCGCAGAACUUGGAUGAGGCUUUUGUUGAGGUGGCAUCCGCAUUGGCAGUGGCGGCAGCGGUGGACACGACGGUGACGGGCGUAGAAGAACCAGCGUCGCCCUCUUUGGGCACUCCAGCAAACGUUUCGCGCACACCGGAGAAGGCCGCCGACGGGCCGGACUUGUCGCCGUGCACGGUGUCUUCGAUGACGGUAGGAGACACGGUAACACCCACUCUGCCGCAGUACCGCGGCAGUGUCUGGUUGUGCGAUGUCAGCCGUGAAGAGGAGGACGACCAUGAACACGAUAGAAAGCACGGAGACGGUCCAGCAGACAUGCCGCAGCGCAGCAGGUGCCUUUUCAGUACCGACGCCACCGUAGGCGACGCAGACCAGGAAGACCGUGAGGUGCCGUCGGACGGGCUCGCCAGCCCCGACGAUGACGUACGUCGCUCUCUCUUCUCACAUGACAAGAGGAUGUAUGUGUUUUCGUGCUCACCUGUGACACCGUUUUCUCCGGUACAUCGCCUCGGGUCUCCCUUGGAUGGAGACUUUGCCCUGCCCUACCCACUCUUCCAGCCUCACGUGCUCUCGCCGUACCAAAGGGGGCUUCAGGUGUCAAUAACACAGGUUACGCCAUCCAACACGGAUCUGCUGACGAACGUGUUUGUGGAGAGCGCUACAGAGCCGAUGCUGCCGCAGUUUGGCGGGAGGCCACAGCCAACCGGAGACCACAACAACACCCUCGUGGCCACACAGGAGCUACCAGAUAGGCAGAGUCCGCUGCAUCCGUGUACGCAUACUCCGCCCCAGCUCUUCACCGCGGACGCAUCCAUGCAGCUCUGUCAUGCAAUGACUGCUUCCCUCUCCUCCCACAGCUGCGGUCGCCCCUCCCCGUCCUCGGGUGAUGCAGACAUGGGCACGCAGGUGUUCUGCGGCGGCGCGCAGCUCAUCUCACCCAUUUUACAGCGGCACCACAUUGCGCCGUCACGCGUCACCUUCGUCGGCGAGGGCAGCAGCGCUACCCCACACAAGUUUGCCCACGAACACCCCCGCGACUCCGUGCGCACCUCCAACACGCCCACGAAUCGUCUGAGAGAGGCCCCCACGCACGACUCUCCCGACAACGCAUUUGCAGACGCCUUCGCAAGCCUGCGCGGCCAGCCGGGUAACGCAGGACACAGCAGCCCCCACACCCCGCGCGACGUGUCCGCCGUGGCGGGCCGCGCUGAGAGCGGCUGCGGCAGCGUUUCCGUGCCCUCCACGCCGCUGCUGCCCUCCUUUGACGGGGGAUCUCUCGAGGUGCGGUCGCUGUCCGUGAGCGGCGCGGCGGCGCACCUGGCCGGCAUCGCUGAGCUGGUCCAGCGCGCCGACACGCCGAAGUCGCCGCACACGCCGCCGCACCGACGCACGCCGGGCCCGGCGGGUCUGCACGGUGGCAGCUACACGAGUCUCUCCGAGGGCAGCUACGGCGUCCCCUCGCACCGUCCCCACCACCGCCCGCCGCCCUCGCAGCCACUGACGCCGCAGAAGUCGGCCCGCCGCAGCUUCUCACGUCAGACGACGCCAUCGCAAUCUUUCCGCUCAAAGGUGCAGAGCCACAGCUUCGAGUCUCAGCAGCAGCAGCAACAGCCACAGCUGCUCCACUCGCACCCCAGUGGAUUGUGGGCGGCAAGAGGCCCAGCGAAUACCUCCAACGCCAGCGGUGUGUUCGGCGACGCCACCGUCACCGCGCAGAGGGACUAUCUCGCCCCCAGCCGCAACCCGUUCAGUCUCUAUCGCUCCUUUGAACUGUACACGAACCCUAUGUUUAAGCCCGAGUCUUUUCUUCACAACGCGGAGCAGAAGUGCAUGGACGACAGCACGAACAGCGACGCCAGCACACACGUCAUCAGCGCAGAUCCGCCCUUGACAGAGAAGGAGCGUCAAUUUGUGAAGGAGCUCGCCACCGCGACGCUCCGCCCCGAUGCGGCUGUGGUGCUCUACGAGCAGCUCAUCCCCGCCCCAGCGCACGCACCGGGAAGCCACCGUCCCCGCACGAAGGCUUCCACGCCCUCUCAGGCCUCCUUUGAUCUCCUCCUGCACGCACCGCGUUCCCGCCACCCCGUCUCCGGGCUGGGCAGCGCCGCGCUGACACUGAGCGGCUGUGAGGGGCUGUGUGGGCAGGGCAGGGGUGGGAGCGGCGCAGCGGGAGUUCCCGGUGUGACAACCGACCACCGCAACAACGAAGAGGAAGAGGGAAAGCGAGGUGAAGAGGGAGCAACGGUGCAUUCUUCUGCUGCUGCGCCUACGACAAUCAGGACAACUCCCCACCAGGAUGUGGGUCUCCGCGGUAGUAACACGAACUCACUGCGGCCACAGGUCACGCUGGCGAGUUGCUCCCCACGUCGCGCGGUGACGGAAGUGGAGGCUGUUGCUGCGAUUGUUUCGUCAUCGUCUCUGUUCACACCGAGCCGCGACCUGGGAGAAGCGCAGGCUGCGACAUGUGCGGUGGACACCCCCAUCGGCAUGCGAGUGCCUGCGCCGGGUCAUCAGCCUGGCGACGACUCCCCGUACUCUACUUUCGCCACGUCUACUUCCUCCACGCUAUUUUGCGGUGCGCACGAUCACGACACCCCGAACUGCUCCGCGUCCACCACCGCCUCUUCCGCUGCGGCAGCCGCACGUCAUGUCUUCCACAAUACCGUCUCACCGAAUAGGAAGGACGGCCACGACCCUCUUUCAGCUACGGAAGACGGAGACGUCGACGAGGACGCUGCCGACUCCUCGCCCCCGCCCCGCCGGCCCACAUCGAAGUUUGACUACGGCGACGACGACGACGGCGAACAAUCAAGUCUGUGCACCGAUAGUCGUCUCUGUGCGGAGCGGCAGCUGCAGUUUGGCGCCGAAGAUGCGGAAGAUGAAGAAGAGCGCUCAGGAGGGGACAGCGCGACGGCCAACGGCAGUGGAGAUGCAGCCACAGCAAGCGCGGAGCAGGCCCCUCCCCUCGUCGUGCACUCACCCCUUACUCUGGCCUACAAGGAAGUGAGCACGUGCACGGAGAGCAGCACCGGUUCACCGAACUUCUUACGGAGCACCGUUGCGAAUAUCAACCCCUUCCUCGAGAAACUCUCAACUCCCCCACUGCCGCAUGUACCCGACGCCCUGCACACACGAGCGAGCGAAGACCACCCCGUCACCGCUAUGCUGCUGCCGCCGUCGAGCGCCGCUAGUCAGGUGCCCACAGAGAAGCACUUUGACUUGCUGAAGUCACCCGUCCGACCUCCAUCCCAUCAGGAGCCACAUCACCCACCUCCACCACCACCACCGCAACGCCUGUACACGCCUGCGCAGGAUACUCCGGGGCUGCGCCGAUCUAUGGAAUCCACUUCGGCACAAGGAACGGGCGGUAUGGCACAGCGAGCUCCGCGUGCACUAUCAGUGGAUCUUGCCUGCGACGGCAACGACGUCGCCUCCGUUCUCUCCCUCUCCGCCUACCAGGGCCCCGACCCCGCCCUCGACCCAAUGGAGGCGACCGACGUGAGCGAGGAAGAGACACCCGGGGAUCGCUUCCAGGCGCACCAUGAAUUCCAGUUUCUGCACUACAUCGAGGCGGCCCUGGAAAGCCCCGUCGAGGCCUCCUACGGGACACCAGGGACGAGUCGCAGUGGGGCGGCAGGACGGCCGAUCCCGCUCUGCGUUGAGGUGAACGGCGUGACGUGGCUCGCCACGCACCGCCUGAACGGGCUGCCGUAUGCGGUGAAGGAGGUGCCGGCAGUGGCGUUCAACGUCGCGGAACUGCGGUGCCUCACGCUGUCGAACAGCGGCCACCACAGCCUACAUGAGAAGACGCGACUGGCCUCGGCGCACGUCAUCACGCCCGGGGAUGUACUGGAGGCGGAGGACUACUUGGCUCGCUACUACAGCGUCAGCACACCUCCACAGGACAGCUCGAGGCCAGCGGUGCACCUGCUUCAGUUGGAGUACUUCCCACGAGGCAGCGUACACGACUUGGUGUACGAGGCAGGCAGGAGACUGAGCGCUAGAAAUGGUGUGCCCGCGUCUCUUUCGAAUUCUAUGCGACGCAUCGCACCCGUUGCCUUUCAUGUCGACUUCUGGGAACCGGUUGUGCAGCAAGGGUUGCGGGGGCUGCGGGCGCUGCACCACGCCGGCCUCGUGCAUGGCUGCCCGCUUCCUUGUUGUCUCUUCUUUGCGGGCCACAUUUCCACCCAGCUGCGCGUGAAGUGGUCAUGCUUCGGCAGCGCCCGUGCAAACGCGGAUGUCUACCCAACAGAGUCGCUUCCACCGUGGAUGAGCGAGGCAGUGUCGCUGCUCUACAAGCAAUAUGAGGGCGACGGUACGCUGUCGGUGGCGGUGAUCGAGGUGGCGGUGUUCUGCCUGGGCGUGUUGGAGUUGCUGGUCGAAGACGCACAGGUUAGAGACGGAGGGAGUGGACUGCCCGCACCGCCGCAUGCGACGAGGAACGACGGACUCAGCCACCUCGAGUGGAUGGAAGAGAUAGCCCAACACCGCCACCACGAUCCAAACGACGUGUAUACGGCGGAGGAGGCGCAGCUGCAGGGCUUCAUGCGAUUCCUGUGGAACACGGCGAACGUCUACCUCACCGCAGACGAGGUGCUCUCGCAGAUGGGCGUCCGCAUCGAUCCUGCCCUGCGCACCGCAGAGGAUCUGUACCAGUACGAGAUUGAUCGACUUUGUAGACAACUGCGAGAGCGCAAGCAGCAAUCAAAACGGCGGCAGUGGGCUUCCACCAUCUCUUCUCCUCCUCACAGUCACCACGAGCGAGUCCCGAGCACCCUCUCGCAGGUCUCCGUGGAACUUCCGCCGGCACUACAACCGCACAAAGAGGAAAGUCGGUCCAGCACUUCCGGCGCGAGCGGCGGAGUAUAUCUGCUACCAUGCUUCCCACGAGUCGCUGAUGGGCACGAACUCGCCCGCACGAUGCCCGGCGUGCCGGUUCUCGACGCACCGCAGUCCUUCAGCGGACUACGCAAGAGCCCGCACAUGUUUCCCCGUCGCACCUCCGCUCCCUGCAUUCCCCUGCCGCGCACCGCAUUUCUCGACUCCAGCGGCGAACGUCAACACCCCUCACUGGGUGCACCUGGAAGCGGUGUUUUCCUGCCCCCCAGCAUGGCCUGCACGAGGCCCGCCGUCGCCUCGAUUUCGAUGCUCCCCCUCAAGUUCGAUCGACCCGCCUCUGACGUUUCCGCUCGCAGGUUGAAGGGGCGGCGCGGGAGGUCGGACGUACAUCCCCGUGUGCGCGAGGCGGCGCGGGCGAUGCUGAUGAAGGCGCUGUUCCCACCGCAGUGGAGCGAGGACUCGCUGACGCCGUCGUCUGUCUGGAAGACAAUGUUGGCUCCUGUGGUGUACGCGUUGCGACUGCGCGGGUGGGUGUCCCUCUACGCAGGGCUUCCGCUGGCGGUGACGGGUGCCGGCAAAACGGAGGGCCGGACUGAGGAGGAGACGCUGCAGGCGCUGUUGACUUCGUUGUGGCCCAUGACGUCGUUUGAGUGA
Leptomonas pyrrhocoris is the source of this 6117-nucleotide messenger RNA. RefSeq lists its product as hypothetical. Lineage: Eukaryota; Euglenozoa; Kinetoplastea; Trypanosomatida; Trypanosomatidae. The transcript has a single exon. Bases 1 to 6117 code for a protein of 2038 amino acids. The record is from RefSeq and is a predicted model, not a curated record.